Molecule: messenger RNA, 246 nt
Organism: Closterium sp. Naga37s-1
Lineage: Eukaryota; Viridiplantae; Streptophyta; Zygnematophyceae; Desmidiales; Closteriaceae
Source: the annotation of a GenBank genome assembly
AUGCAGAACGAGGACGGAGAGUUCGUGGAUCUGUACACCCCGAGGAAGUGCUCGGCUACCAACCGUCUGAUCACGUCCAAGGACCACGCCGCCAUUCAGAUCAACGUCGGCAACCUCGAUGCGAAUGGCGUGUACACCGGCCAGUACAACACCUUCGCGCUCUGCGGUUUCGUGCGCGCCCAGGGCGAGGGAGACUCCUCCCUCGAUCGGUUGUGGCAAGCUAAGAAGAAGGAGAUCAACCAGUAA